AUGGGCGUAUUAUCGUAUUACACGUCUAAGGAUAAAAUGGUUCGUGGCGAUAGGCGCGGUUGUGUGAAGUUGAAAAAUGCUCAGAUGGGUAUUAAUGAUGAAGAUGACAGUACUUUUACAAUCACCGUGGAUUCCAAGAUAUUCCAUUUCCAAGUGGUUGAAGUAGCAGUGGAUGAUGUCAUUUCGAAGUCAAAUGUUAACCAUUUUUCAGCUCGAGACGCCGAGGAACGACAAAGAUGGCUAGACGCCCUUCAAGAAGCGCGAGAUCUUCAUACUGACAACUACGCCCUUUUACAACAUGUACGUUUCUUCUCCUCUCUAUUACUUAUGUGUGAGAGGGUGGAGUUGUUGCCGUCGUCUUGCAAGCCGCUUCGCGAUGACUCUUUCUCCUUAAGCACAAGUCGUCUUCUGGACUCCGCAGCCACCGUCUCCGAGUUCGAUCGUCGGAUUAUCGAGGCGGACGCCUACCUCCAGAUUCUCAUUGAUCAGCAUCAGGUGCGUUCUCUGUGCAAAUACGAGUCUUCUCCCGUGGUCUUUUGUCGCAGGUCAACAAGGCUGUCCGAACUUGUGAUUUGGGGUUGGACGAACUCCAGACCUGUCAGGGGCACUAGGCCUGGUGAUUUAAAAGCUCUUGCCGAUUCUACCACAGUUCUCCUUGCUACAACAACUUUAGUAAAGGGCUUAAUUCGUCUACGUCAGUGGUUAAUGGGCAAACCGGAAGCCAUGCAAUCUGGCGCGUCUCAAACGGCCUUUUUACCAAACACAAUCGCACUUGUAGCGCCGCGUCUGCUUGUCGCGGUUGUUUGGCUUCGGUCCCGUGAAUUCGUAACCAGUAACAUGCGUCAGUUUGUGGCGUCGAAUGCGUCCUCAGCUAGCACAUCCGCGAUGUCGAUCAAACUCAACUCCGCAGACAACCAAUUGGUCGGCAAUGCUGCUCCCCACACCCCUACACCCUCGGACAGUUUGGUCACAGCUCGAUCGGCGUCCGACAUCACCGACCCGACUGCUGGCUCUGAGUCUCUGGCGUCGUCUUACAACCACCACCACCAUCAGCCGGCGUCACACCAACUCAAGCUCCGCGACAUUCCCGCUUUCUCGUACUCCUCGUCAGAGGGUGAAGAGGAGGAGGAUAUAUUCUACGACACACGGGAACACGUUGCCUCGGUGUCGCCGACCGUCUCUAACGUCUCGCGCUGUCACUCCUCGCAGCUUUCGAAAAGCGGAUCUGAUGAGACCCACGAUUCGCCUGUUGCGUCGAUUCGCAUACUCACUCAUUGCAUGUACGCUGGCUUCUUCACCAACACGCCACCUCUGGGAGCUCCUAGGUGCCUCAUGGGAGGUCUUCUCGGCGCUGUGAUCUGGAAAAAACCCACCUCACACACUCGCACACACCACGAUUUCACAGUUUCUCUUGAAAAAACGGCAGAGCCUGGUGCCUCAGUCCGCCUCCCCUCUCCCACCCCCAAGCGCCUUCUUCCGUCAGCUCCUCUUCUCUUAUUCGCUAUUUUCCUUUUUUACAGAUUGAGUCGCGCAGAAUAUGUUGUCAAUGGUGAAGGUGGCGGCGUUAGCAGUCUUCAGCCGCUUUGUGGCGUCUACCCCGAUGUAACCGACAUGGAGAAGAACCAUUUCGGGAGUGUUGUGAGCGUCGGCAGCGCUGUCAGAGAUCGGGUACCAACCAAGUACAGCAAGGUCUUCGCCUACGACUCCCUCUACGACGACGACGAUGAAAAGGACUUGGGCUCACUUCAGUCGGAGGGCUCGGUGAUAACCUACCUGAUCUCCCAGCUCCGGAUCGGCAUGGACCUGACGCGAAUAACCCUGCCCACCUUCAUCCUCGAGAAGCGCUCCACUCUCGAGAUGUACGCGGAUUUCCUGGCCCAUCCCGACCUCUGGAUUGCCAUCGGCGAUGGCGAGACGCCUCAGUCUCGCCUCAUCGCCUGUCUUCGGUGGUACCUUUCGGCUUUCCACGCUAGCCGCAGAACCCCCGUAUGCAAGAAGCCGUACAAUCCGAUCCUGGGGGAGAUAUUUCGGUGCUGCUACUGCCUCGGCCCCGAAACCGACCUUCCGCCGUUGCAGGAGGACCAAAUUCCGGCCACCUACGAGGAAGACCAACUGUCCCGCUACGGCCCCAUUCCAUACGCUGCCGACGAUUGUGUCGUCUUUCUUGCUGAACAGGUAUCUCAUCAUCCGCCCAUCUCUGCAUUCUACGCUGAAUACAUUCCCAAGCGCAUUCAGGUGUCCGGUCACAUUUGGACCAAGUCAAAAUUCCUCGGUCUGAGCAUCGGCGUGGAAAUGGUCGGCAACGCGACCAUCGUUCUGCUAGAUCGACCCGGCGAGGAGUACGUGGUUACAUUCCCCUCCGCUUACGGCAGAAAUAUCCUCUCGGUGCCGUGGGUGGAACUCGGCGGUCAGUGUUCGGUCUCCUGCGCCAAGACCGGGUACUACGCCACCGUCAACUUCCGCACCAAACCCUUUUACGGCGGAAAGAAAGACCAGAUCCGUGCCGAGGCCUUCGCCCCCGACAGCAAAAAACCCUUCCUCGUCGUCGAAGGCGAGUGGAACGGGCAGAUGAUUGGGCGGUGGACCGAGGAUGGGAGCGAAGAGCUCUUCGUCGACACCAAAGUGCUGCCAAUUAUGAAGAAGCAGGUCCGUCCCCGUCCGAAACAACUUCUCAACGAGUCUCGAAGAAUGUGGGAGUCGGUGACGCAGAACCUCAAGCAGGGCAACAUCGACGCCGCAACCGAUGCAAAAUCCCUCCUUGAACAGCGUCAACGACGAGAGGCCGCGGCGCGCCUCGAAGCCCACCAAAAGUGGCAUCCCUUCUAUUUCACCGAGGUGGGGGGCAGCGCUGAGCCGGGUGUGGCGCCAGGAAAGAGCGUCACCUAUGCCUACAAGUGGCCCCUCGCAGCCAGGAGUUGCCCUCCCCCUGCCUCCGCCUCGGUCGGCGGCGAGAACACCUCCAGUGCAUUCUCAUCCCACGAGGCUGCCGAUAUGUAA
Molecule: messenger RNA, 2997 nt
Organism: Mesocestoides corti
Lineage: Eukaryota; Metazoa; Platyhelminthes; Cestoda; Cyclophyllidea; Mesocestoididae
Source: the annotation of a GenBank genome assembly